This is a messenger RNA of Oldenlandia corymbosa var. corymbosa, 3102 nucleotides long. The record is from the annotation of a GenBank genome assembly. NCBI's taxonomy places the organism in Eukaryota, Viridiplantae, Streptophyta, Magnoliopsida, Gentianales, Rubiaceae.
GACGGUCCAUUUUAUUCCCCUUUUCCCCUUCCCUGAUUUUCGUCCACAAACGAGAAAAGCCGGUGGCGGUAGAAACUCGAAACCAAAAUACGCAAAAACUCGAAAAAACCUCCAAAAUUUAUCGCCCUUCUCACAACUAGCCAAAGCCUCUCGAAUCUUUAAUCACUUCCGUCUCUGCCGUCGCCGUUCAAUAGGGUGCUAUUAGAGCCGUACACCUGUUUUGUUGCUAUGGCAGAUAGCGAGACUUCUGUAGCUCAAGCAUCGUCUGUCGCUGCAUAUGUCUCAGAUGGCUAUCCUUCUGCUGUUUCCACUGAUGCCAAUGAUAAGCAUGUGGAGGGUUUGGUUUCAUCAGGUGCAGCAACUGCUGUUACCGCUGAAGUAACUGAUAUGGUUACUGAUGCUUCACAGCAGACAUUGGAUACUGCUCUGAGUAAUAACGCCAGCAUGCAACUUCCUGGAGCAGCAGAUUCAUCUCAAUUAGCUAUGAAUGGGGAUAAUGCCAAUGAAGCGGGGAAUGGUGCAUCUACUGUUGCUGAGAAUGGGAUUACUUUAGAAAGUGCGCAUGGUUCUUCUGCUGCCCAUCAGUUUGAUGGUUCUGCGUUAUCGACAGAGGAAGAAAGGUUAUGGAGCAUUGUCAGAGCUAAUUCUUUAGACUUUACCGCCUGGACUGCCCUUAUAGACGAAACGGAGAGAAUGUCCGAGGGUAAUAUUGGGAAGAUCCGAAUAGUAUAUGAUGCUUUCUUGGCUGAAUUCCCUCUGUGUUAUGGCUAUUGGAAGAAAUAUGCAGAUCACGAAGCACGACUUGGUUCCAUGGAUAAAGUUGUGGAGGUUUAUGAACGAGCUGUUCAAGGUGUAACAUAUUCUGUUGACAUGUGGUUGAAUUACUGUGUUUUUGCCAUAAGCACUUACGGCGAUCCAGACACUAUCAGAAGGCUAUUUGAAAGAGGAUUAGAAUAUGUUGGGACAGAUUAUCUCUCUUUUCCACUGUGGGACAAAUAUAUUGAAUACGAGUACACACAGCAAGACUGGCCCCGGGUUGCAAUGCUGUACUCGCGCGUCUUGGAGAACCCAAAUCAGCAGCUGGAUCGUUAUUUUGAAGGUUUCAAGGAGCUAGUUGCUAGUCGGCCCCUCUCAGAGCUGCAGACGGCUGAGGAAGCUGCUGCAGUUAUUCAAAAUUCUGAAGCUGGUAAUGAAGUUGAGGGUGAGAUUCGCCCUGAUGAUGUGGAUCAGUCUUCCAAACCCUUAAGUUCCAGCUUACAAGAUGCUGAGCAGUUGGAGAAGUAUAUUGCCGUUAGGGAAGAGGCGUAUAAGAAAGCUAAAGAGUUUGAUUCUAAGAUCAUUGGUUUUGAAACAGCUAUUCGAAGGCCAUAUUUUCAUGUGAAGCCCCUCCAUAUUGCGGAGCUUGAAAAUUGGCAUAGUUAUCUUGAUUUCAUUGAAGGAGUGAAUGACCUCAAUAAGGUAGUAAAGUUGUAUGAGAGAUGUUUAAUAGCCUGUGCUAACUAUCCUGAGUACUGGAUCCGAUAUGUCCUUUGCAUGGAAGCCAGUGGAAGCAUGGAUCUUGCCGAUAACGCUCUUGCACGGGCCACUCAAGUCUUUGUAAAGAGGCAACCGGAGAUUCACCUCUUUGCAGCUCGAUUCCGAGAGCAGCAUGCGGAUAUUGAAGGAGCUCGUGCUGCAUACCAACUUGUACAUACUGAAAUUUCACCGGGGCUUUUGGAAGCAAUUGUGAAGCAUGCAAAUAUGGAGCAUCGCUUAGGGAAAAUGGAGGACGCUUGUUCAUUGUAUGAACAGGCCAUUGCAAUUGAGAAGGGGAAAGAGCAUUCACAAACGCUACCAGUGUUAUUUGCUCAGUACUCUCGGUUUCUGUUCUUGGUUUCUGGUAAUGUGGAGAAAACCAGAGAGAUCUUUGAUCAAGCAGUUGAGAAUUCUCAGUUGUCAAAGUCACUUCUUGAGGCUUUGAUUCACUUUGAAUCUGUUCAAUCCCUUCCAAAACGGAUUGAGUAUUUGGACUCAUUGGUCAAUAAGUUUAUUGUUCCAUCUGCUGAUAACCCAAAUGUUGCAAGCAUUGCUGAGAGAGAGGAGUUAUCUAGCAUUUUCUUAGAGUUUCUGGACCUUUUUGGAGAUGCGCAAUCUAUUAAGAAGGCUGAUGAACGGCAUGCCAAGCUUUUCUUACCUCACAAGAGUGCACCAGAGUCGAAAAAACGUCAUGCAGAGGAUUAUUUAAUUUCUGACAAAAACAAGGUAGCCAAGUCUGGUCUUCCUUCAUCUGCUGUGUCAGUAAUGGGUGCUUACGGUAGUACACAGAACCAGUGGCCAGCAAAUUAUGGUGUGUCUCAAGGUUGGCCUCCGGCUGCCCAAGGCCAACCACAACAGUACCCUGCUUAUGUCCAACAGCCUGCAUAUGGUACGUAUGGUACUUAUGGAACUAGCUAUCCACAGCAACAAGUUCCUGCACCAGUGCCACAAACUGCUGCUUACGGUGCUUAUCCUUCCACAUACCCUGCACAGCAGGCGUUUGCUCAACAAAGUUACCCGCAAGCAGCUACUGCUCCAACUUUGACUCCACCGGCUCAGCAGCCUAGUGCUGUUCCUCCUGCAGCGUAUUAUGGCACUAGUUAUUACUGAAAUCCAAAGAGUAUGUUGAUCAAUUUUUGUUGCCAGUUUAUUGCCUGCAGAAAUUCAGAGUGAGGAGCUUUUUUAAUGCAUAGUUUCGGCAAGACUAGUUACUGAGUAGGAAAGCUUCUUUUCAGUAUGCUCUAACUUCUCUCAAUCAGGUCUAAUUCCAUGUGGACUUGGAAUUGUAUUUGCCUAGGAUUUGUUUACGUUUUUGAUUGUGUAACACACUUGGGAGCGAUUACUUUUCCCUCUUUUUUGUUUAGUAGAUUACCCUGUUGAGUAGGAAAGCUUUACAGUGUACUCUUUAACUCUUAAGUCUUAACUUCUCAUUCGUGUCUAUUCGAUUUGGGCUUUAUCUGUAAUUGAAAUUGUGGUGCUAUCUUGCUUGACAUUAGUAGCAUUAGUUUUGUGGAGUCGAGAAACCGAUGAUUGGUAUCGUAUAACUCUAUUUUCAAAAAUGGAUGGAAAUUUUUUUUAUCUAAUUCA